GCGGGGGGUUUGGUUUCGGUUUGGCGACGGCUGCAAGCGGGGUCGGUGACGGUCGAUAUGGGAGUCCCCAAGUUUUACCGGUGGAUCUCGGAGCGGUAUCCCUGCCUCAGCGAGGUGGUGAAGGAGCAUCAGAUUCCCGAAUUUGACAACUUGUACCUGGAUAUGAAUGGAAUCAUACAUCAAUGUUCACAUCCUAAUGAUGAUGAUGUUCAUUUCAGAAUUUCUGAUGAUAAAAUUUUUGCUGAUAUUUUUCACUACUUAGAGGUAUUGUUUCGCAUUAUUAAGCCCAGAAAAGUUUUCUUUAUGGCAGUUGAUGGUGUGGCUCCAAGGGCAAAAAUGAACCAGCAACGUGGGAGACGUUUUCGGGCAGCAAAGGAGGCAGAGGACAAAAUCAAAAAAGCAUUAGAAAAGGGAGAAAUUCUCCCUGCAGAAGCAAGAUUUGACUCCAACUGUAUUACACCAGGAACUGAAUUCAUGGCCAGAUUACAUGAGCAUCUGAAGUAUUUUGUAAAUAUGAAGAUUUCCUCAGACAAGUCAUGGCAGGGAGUUACUAUCUACUUAUCAGGCCAUGAGACUCCAGGAGAAGGAGAGCACAAAAUCAUGGAAUUUAUCCGAUCCGAGAAAGGAAAGCCAGAUCAUGAUCCAAACAUCAGACAUUGUCUUUAUGGUUUAGAUGCUGACUUGAUUAUGCUUGGAUUAACAAGUCAUGAGUCACAUUUCUCUCUUUUAAGGGAGGAGGUCCGAUUUGGUGGCAAGAAAACACAAAGGGUAUGUGCACCAGAAGAAACUACAUUUCACCUCCUACACUUGUCUUUAAUGAGAGAAUAUAUUGACUAUGAGUUUUCAGCAUUAAAAGACAAGAUUUCCUUUAAAUAUGACAUUGAAAGGAUAAUAGACGAUUGGAUUUUAAUGGGAUUUCUUGUUGGCAAUGAUUUUAUUCCUCAUCUACCUCAUUUGCAUAUCAAUCAUGAUGCACUGCCUCUUCUUUAUAGAACAUAUAUGACUGUCUUGCCAGAACUUGGUGGUUACAUUAAUGAAAAUGGCCAUCUCAACUUACCUCGGUUUGAGAAAUAUCUUAUAAAACUGUCUGAUUUUGAUCGUGAACACUUCAGUGAAGUUUCCGUUGACUUGAAAUGGUUUGAAAGCAAAGUUGGCAACAAAUACCUCAAUGAAGCAGCAGGUAUUGCAGCAGAGGAAGCAGAGAACUACAAACAAAAGAAACUAAAGGGCCAGGAAAACUCCAUGUGCUUGGCUGCUUUAGACAAAACUGAAGAAGAAGUAGUGGCUUCAAAGAGUGUCACGGAAGAUGAACCUGAAGAUGAUGACCUCUUUGAAACAGAAUUUAGACAGUACAAGAGAACAUAUUACAUGACCAAGAUGGGAGUAGAAAUCGUUUCAGAUGACUUUCUGGCUGACCAAGCUGAAUGUUACGUGCAGGCAAUACAGUGGAUUCUGCACUACUACUAUCAUGGAGUUCAAUCCUGGAGUUGGUAUUACCCUUACCAUUAUGCACCAUAUCUGUCAGAUAUUCGCAACAUUAGUGAACUCAAAAUUCAUUUUGAAUUAGGAAAACCUUUCAUGCCAUUUGAACAGCUUCUUGCUGUACUACCAGCAGCCAGCAAGGAUUUGCUUCCAGGGUGCUACCAGCAUUUGAUGACUAGUGAAGAAUCUCCAAUUAUAGAAUACUAUCCUCCAGAUUUUAAAACUGAUCUAAAUGGGAAACAACAGGAAUGGGAAGCUGUUGUUUUAAUCCCAUUCAUUGACGAAACCCGAUUACUGCAGGCCAUGGAAUCAUGCAACAAGUAUUUGAGAGAAGAGGAGAAGAAAAGGAACAGGCAUAGUGAGUGUCUAAUGUACUGGUUUGACCAGGAUGCUGGGUUUAAGUACCCCUCACCCUGGCCUGAGAAGUUCCCAAGCCUUCAGAAGUGCCGUGCCAGGUAUAAAAUAAUAUCUUUAGAUGCUUGGCAUGUAGAUAUUAGUCACACUAAAAUAACUAAAGUUGACCAGAAGGCACUGUAUUUCUGUGGGUUUCCUACUUUAAAGCACAUCAAACACAAGUUUUUUCUGAAGAAAAGUGGAGUACAAGUAUUCCAGCAAAGCAGCCGUGGAGAGAAUAUGAUGUUAGAAAUCCUAGUUGAUGAUGACUCAGAUGAACUUCAAAUAGAAAACGUUGCUUCGUUGGUGCUUGGAAAAUCUGUCUUUGUUAAUUGGCCUCACCUUGAAGAAGCUAGGGUUGUAGCAGUAUCGGAUGGAGAAACUAAGUUUUACUUGGAAGAAACUCAAGGAACUCAGAAGCUUUACUUGGGAAAAAUUGCCCCACCAACGAAAGUGGUUUAUGUUGGCGGUAAAGAACAGUCUAACUGGGUGAAAGAAGUACAAGCAAUUUCAGAACACUACCAGAGAAGAAAAGGAGUAAUAAUAAAUGAAACUUCUGUUGUUGUGUAUGCUCAGUUACUUACCGGUCAUAAAUAUCAAUUAAAUCAAAAUGGUGAGGUUCAUCUGGAGAAACAGUGGUCAAAACAAGUUCUUCCUUUUGUAUAUCAAACUGUUGUCAAGGAUAUCAGUGCUUUUGAGACACAUUUCUCUAACAUCAAAACAUUGGAUGACCUAUUUCCACCUAGAAGUACAGUCUUUAUGCUGGGGACUCCUUACUAUGGCUGCACAGGCGAAGUUCAGGAUUCAGGGGAUGUAAUCACAGAAGGUAGAAUUCGUGUGGUUUUCAACAUUCCAUGUGAACCUCAUCUUGAUGCCUUAAUACAGAACCAGCAUAAAUAUUCUAUAAAAUACAAUCCUGGAUAUGUUUUGGCCAGUCGUCUUGGAGUGAGUGGAUACCUUGUUUCAAGGUUUACAGGAAGUAUUUUUAUUGGAAGAGGAUCUAGGAAAAAUCCCCAUGGAGACCACAAAGCCAAUGUGGGAUUGAACCUGAAGUUCAAUAAGAAGAAUGAAGAGGUUCCAGGCUACACCAAAAAAGUCGGCAGUGAAUGGAUGUAUUCUUGUGCUGUGGAGCAGCUCCUGGCAGAGUACCUUGAGAGGGUACCAGAACUCUUUAGUUACUUAGCUAAGAACAGCCAAGAAGACGUGUUCUAUGAAGAUGACAUUUGGCCUGGUGAAAAUGAGAAUGGUGCUGAGAAAGUUCAAGAAAUUAUUACGUGGCUAAAGGCGCAUCCUGUCAGUGCUUUGUCUCGCUCAUCUUGUGAUUUACAAAUUCUGGAUGCAGCUAUUGUUGAGAAAAUUGAAGAAGAAGUAGAGAAGUGCAAGCAAAGGAAGAGUAAUAAGAAGGUACGCGUGACAGUGAAACCUCAUUUACUGUACAGACCUUUAGAGCAACAGCAGGGGAUUAUUCCUGAUCGGGAUGCAGAAUUCCGGCUUUUUGACCGUGUUGUAAAUGUGAGAGAGAACUUUUCAGUUCCUGUGGGUCUCCGUGGCACCAUCAUAGGAAUUAAAGGAGCUAGUAGAGAAGCAGAUGUGCUUUUUGAAGUAUUGUUUGAUGAAGAAUUUCAUGGAGGUUUAAGGAUAAGGUGCUCACCUGCAAGAGGUUAUCGACUGCCAACAAGUGCCUUAAUUAACCUUUCCCAUGGUAAUCGCUCAGAGACUGGAAAUCAGAAAUUGACAGCCAUAGUGAAACCACAACCUGCUGUGAAUCCAUGCACCUCAAGUUCAUUUGUUGCAACUUCUCAGAAAGCCCAUUUAGGCUCCAGCAGUUCUCCAUCACUUUUGACUCCUCCUCAAGUACCUACUAAAGAUGAUGAUGAAUUUUGCAGUAUUUGGCAGUCAUUACAAGGAUCAGGAAAGCCUCAACAUUUUCAGCAGAAUUCACAGGAGGUUUUGGUUCUACCUCAGGAAAUAAACAGAGGAGCUACUACUGCUCAGUAUCAUAAAUCUGGCUUCAAUGACAGCAGCAUUAAGGGUCAGCAAAGAAAAUGUGACCAAUAUAGAAAAUUCAAAGAAGAUUUUAAAAUUUCUAAGAAUGAAUGUCAGUCACAGAAGACAGCAAAUAAACAGACUUUUGGAGGAACCCCCAAAUGUGAUGUUAAGCUUUUGAAGAGAAAUGAAAGUCCCAGUGCUUCAGAAGUCCAGAAAGUUGUAACUGAUGAUCCAAAGACAGUUGGGAAGACCGACCCUGGAAUUGAGAAUUUCCUAAUAUCCUUGAAAAUCUCCAAGGAGAACGAAGUGCAGUAUGGCGAAGAACCAACAACGAGUGAAGAACAUUUGUCACCACAGUCAUUUGCUAUGAAGGGAACACAGAUGCUUAAAGAAAUUCUGAAAAUUGAUGGCUCUGACCCUGCGGACCACAAGAGUGAAGUAAAACAAUUAGUUAAUGAAGUUAAUGCCUCUUCUAAUAGGAAAGAGGUUUAUGGAUCUUCUUCACAGCCUAGGCAAACCAAGAAGUUAGCUGCUUAUAUGAAUAAGCCUCAUAAUCCAGGAGAUUGUCAUAGUGCUCAAGCGAUAGACAGUUUAGGCCACCCUGUCCUCAAUCAGCAGCCUUCUUUGUCCACACCAGUAUCAGAGCUUUCUCGACUUUGUUCUCUUGUUGGAAUGCCACAACCAGAUUUCAACUUUCUCAGAACACCACAGACAAUGACAGUUUGUCAGGUAAAAUUAUCUAAUGGCUUACUCGUACAUGGACCCCAAUGCCCAUCUGAAAAUGAAGCCAAGGAGAAAGCUGCUUUUUUUGCUUUACAACACCUGAGUACUGUAGGAAUGAAUUUUCCUUUGCCUCCACCAAUGUUUCCCAAUUAUCCACCUGCUGUACCCACCGGAGCCAUUCCUCCAGUAUUUGCCCAACCUACUGGCUGGGAUCACUAUGGAAGCAGCUUAGCCUUUGGGGCAGGUAAUAUAAUGCCUCCAUCUCCUCACAUCUUUGGUUCGGUGCCAUGGGGAUCUCCAAUGCCAAUUCCUGGGAAACCUUAUCACCACCAUGCUCCAUACCCCACAAACAUGCCUCUCACAGGACCAGUGCCAGUUGCACCUCACAAUCAGUUCAUACCUCUUCAGGUUACAAAGAAAAGAGCUGCAAACAAAAGGAACGUUGAGUGUAAGGGAGCCCAAGCUUGUUCUUCUCAGGCCGCCCCUCUUCAAGCAGAGUCCCCAGGGCAUUCAGAAAGUGCCCAGUUAACUUCCCAGGAGAGUUCUUCAUCUUUAAAGUCACCUCAAGUUCCUCCAACUACAGUUUCUUCUCAAGACAGAGUAGCCUCUUCAAGCUCUGGUACUUCUCGUGGUAAAUCAACACCAGGUUCUUCAAGACGAAAACCAAGGAAACUGGCAGUCAACUUUGGUGUUUCUAAACCAUCAGAAUAAAUAUGGUUGCAUACAGUUUCCUCUACCUGAUGCCCAAUUGUUUCUUUUAGUUUUUAUAUGUUCUAGUACAUGAAUAAUGGAUCUGUGCUACAUCAUCCAUGACUUCAACUUUUUAUUUGUUUUAAACAAUGUAAUUAAGUUAAAUUUUCCAGAUAUAUCUUGAAGCAUUUCUUUAUCCUCAUAGAUAUAAAUAUUUUAUAUGUACUGGAAUUUUUCAUUAGAACUUAUACAGAGCAGUAUUUUAUUAAGAAUCCCAAAAGGAAAAUCUUUCUGUGCUCAUUUUGUAGUUUGAUUUUUUUUUAAUACCCUGUCUUUGUUUAUCUGCCAAGUAAAGUGUCUUAAACUUGUAUUUGAAUGGAUCUAGGAUGUAUUUUUGUGUUUAGUGUUAAGUUGUGCAUUUACAGAUUUCUAGCAUGUAGUUUGCCUAAAAGACUGUGCAAAAAGUAUUUUAAAGGAUAUGAUACAUUGGAGGAAUAAAAAGAACCAGCCGUAAGAUUUAAAUGCUGUGUACAUCUGUAAUUAAACAAUUGAUAAUCAUUCUA
This is a messenger RNA of Vombatus ursinus (common wombat), 5840 nucleotides long. It is a transcript of the gene XRN1, whose product is annotated as 5'-3' exoribonuclease 1. The transcript is spliced from 44 exons. Gene Ontology annotation, molecular function: 5'-3' RNA exonuclease activity; RNA binding. The record is from RefSeq and is a predicted model, not a curated record. Lineage: Eukaryota; Metazoa; Chordata; Mammalia; Diprotodontia; Vombatidae. Gene Ontology annotation, cellular component: nucleus. The coding region runs from base 58 to 5298 and encodes 1746 amino acids. Gene Ontology annotation, biological process: nuclear-transcribed mRNA catabolic process; rRNA catabolic process.